Molecule: messenger RNA, 1278 nt
Organism: Closterium sp. Yama58-4
Lineage: Eukaryota; Viridiplantae; Streptophyta; Zygnematophyceae; Desmidiales; Closteriaceae
Source: the annotation of a GenBank genome assembly
AUGCGACGCCGUGCGCGGAUUUGCGGCGAUGCGACGCCGCGCGCGGAUUUGCGGCGAUGCGACGCCGCGCGCGGAUUUGCGGCGAUGCGAUGCCGCAAGCGGAUUUGCGGCGAUGCGACGCCGCAAGCGGAUUUGCGGCGAUGCGACGCCACAAGCGGAUUUGCUGCAAUGCGACGCCGCGAGCGGAUUUGUGGCGAGGCGACGCUGCGACGGGCUUUGAGGCGAGCCAACAAGGCAGCAAGUUGCAGUGGGGCGAGGACGCUACUAGGGGCUCGAUGCAAAGGCGAUAUGCGGCGGCUGGAUUACGCAACAGAGAUCGACUCUAGGCUGCGUGGGGAGGCAACGGGAUUUCUACGUCUCGAGUUUCUUAAGGUGCAGCUUUGCGGGCAGCAGACCCUUCCGCCUUCCUUCACCGACCUGUCCUCCCUGACCCGCCUUGAGCUGCAUGACUGCUGGGCGAUCGAGCUUCUACCGGAAGCCCAGGGAGAGCUGAGCAGCCUGCGGGAGCUGGAGAUUAGUGACCUUGAUAUCACCACACUUCCUAGCUCACUCAUAUGGCUCACGAGGCUUCACACCUUGGUUGUCCAAUACUGCGAGGAACUUUUAGAAAUUCCUUUUCGCCUGGACACGCUCGUGGGGCUCAAGAGGCUAGAUCUAACGGGGUGUAGGCAGCUGGUUAAACCCCCAGCUGGUCUGCCACCCUCUAUUGAGACCCUCUGCUUGGGGCCCUUCCUGGAAGGUGCUUCCCAUGUGGUGGACAUCUCCCAGCUGUCGCAGCUGAAGGUGCUGAAGCUGGAGUGCGUUAACGUGGUGAAGCAACAACUGAAGCAACAGGAGGAGCAAAUGAAGCAGGUGGAGGAGCAAUUGGAAGAGCAGUUGGAGGAGGUGAAGCAGAAGCUGCUGAAGUUGCUGAAGCAGGCGGAGGAGGCGGAGGAGGCGGAGGAGGCGGAGGAGGCGGAGGAGGAGGCGGAGGAGGAGGCGGGGGAGGAGGCGGUGGAGGAGGCGGAGGAGGAGGUGGAGGAGGCGGAGGAGGAGGCGGAGGCGGCGGAGGAGGCGCAGGAGGCGGAGGAGGCGGAGGAGGAGGCGGAGGAGGCGGAGGAGGCGGAGGAGGCGGAGGAGGAGGCGGAGGAGGCGGAUGAGGCGGAGGAGGAGGCGGAGGAGGAGGCGGAGGAGGCGGAGGAGGAGAGGAGGAGGCGGAGGAGGCGGAGGAGGCGGAGGAGGAGGCGGAGGAGGUUUCGACUUCUCUCGCUCACCCACGCAGCUUGUUCAAAGAGCUGA